AUGGUAGCGACGCGAGUACAUUCGUCUGACAUAUACAGAUUGUACCUCCAGGCAGCCAUGUCUCGAAGAGUUAUGAGCGAGGCCAUCGCGAAAGCACUCUGGAAAGCAUGUACGGAGACUGUUGCAAGGGUAGAACCUACUCUGGACAUUGAGUUCAUCGACGGGACGAACGAAUGGAACUUAUUCUUGGACAAGAUUAAGCGGUUACUUGACCCCCUUGACCUCGAGUUUGCGCGUUUCAAGGAUGAGGAUACGGGAGUUGUCAUGUAUGCUAUCACAAACACGAAGAGCGACGAAGUCGCACAACUCGCUUCGGACUAUAGUGCUACGGAAAUUGCAUUCUUCAAAGCUAUUGUCGAGCAAAUCAUGUUAGCUCCAAAGCACGCCUAUUCCUUAUCCUCACUAGGAGCAUUACGCGAAAUAAGUCAUCUGAAAGGUUCAUCAAUGACAAAAGCACAGGGCGAGGUCAUCCUUGCGAGUUUCGUCGCGAGAGGCUGGCUCGUCAAAAGCAAACGAGGCCGCUACUCCCUCGGCACCCGCUCCCUCCUCGAACUCGGCCCAUACCUCAAAAGCACAUACGAAGACGCAGACUCUUCACCCAACUCCUCUCCUCUCCUCGAAUGCGUAGCCUGCCUGGACCUCGUAACAAAGGGCUACAUGUGCCCCACGACGAACUGCAACGCCCCACUACACAAACACUGCUACGAAGCGUACAGGAGGCGGAACGUCUCUCCGAAAUGUCCCAAGUGUCAGAAAGAGUGGGGAGAGGGAAGGGAAGGGUUGAUACCUGUUGGUGAGGAGGCUGUGAGGGAUGGGAUGGGGAUGGUUGAGAGGAGGAGGGUGAGGGCAAGGAAUGUAGAUGAGGAUGGGGAGGUGGAAGAGGAAGAGAUUGGGGAUUCGAGUCAGAUGGGGACUACUCAGUCGCGGACUCAGCAGAUGACGCAGAGUCAAGGAGGAGCGAGGAAGGGCGGUCGCCUGAGAAAGUCUUCCUUGGCUAAAGUGAAUGGGAAGAGUAAGAGACGAGCUACGUACGUCUUCCUUUCCUUUUCCCCUUCUUUUUCAAGAAUACUUGUCUCUAAUGAAUGGCUUAAACUUGAUACAGGACACCUGACACUCCCGAGGAAGAAGACACUCUCGAAGACAUGUACGCCGACGAUGACGGACAAGACGACGCGAUCGACAUCGACAACCUCGCUGCAAUACGAGAACAGCCUACUCGGACGAGCAGUCGCCGACGCUAACAUCGUUCAUUCUAUAAGACCCCCCUCUCAUUUCUUAUAUUCUACAUUUCAUAUAUUCGAGUCCUAUCUUCCCCGUAUAAAAAGUAAAUUCAUUCAUUCAUUCAUAUUAUUCUAUGUAUAUAUACGAGUUUUUGGAGAGGAGAGAACCAAAGUCAAAGCAAAGCAAGUUGAAUGA
Fomitiporia mediterranea MF3/22 is the source of this 1416-nucleotide messenger RNA. RefSeq lists its product as uncharacterized. Gene Ontology annotation, molecular function: ubiquitin-protein transferase activity. The record is from RefSeq and is a predicted model, not a curated record. Gene Ontology annotation, cellular component: Smc5-Smc6 complex; nucleus. Bases 1 to 1416 code for a protein of 471 amino acids. The transcript is spliced from 5 exons. Gene Ontology annotation, biological process: DNA damage tolerance; double-strand break repair via homologous recombination. Lineage: Eukaryota; Fungi; Basidiomycota; Agaricomycetes; Hymenochaetales; Hymenochaetaceae.